Molecule: messenger RNA, 1434 nt
Organism: Fusarium vanettenii 77-13-4
Lineage: Eukaryota; Fungi; Ascomycota; Sordariomycetes; Hypocreales; Nectriaceae
Exons: 4
Coding region: 1-1434 (477 amino acids)
Biological process (GO): mRNA cis splicing, via spliceosome
Cellular component (GO): precatalytic spliceosome
Molecular function (GO): RNA binding
Source: RefSeq, a predicted model, not a curated record
AUGGCAGCUCCUCCGCCGCCGCCACCUCGUGGAGGGCUGUCGCUUUACGAAAACCUCCUCGAUCCCAAAGACGCAUCUUCUGCCUCGACGACAAUCUCAUCGGCGCCCGUUCUUUACAACCAAUCAGAUAACAAUUCUUCCGAAAAUACUGUUAAAAAGGCUAUCGAUCCAGCCCUCCGCUUCCAGCCCAUUCGUCGACCGCAAGCCAAGCAAGCGAAACCGAAAACUGCGUUCCCCAAACCUACAGCCCCUAAAACGACAGCCCCUUCCGCCCCUCCGGCUCCUGCGCAACCAAAAAGCACUCUUGCAGACUGGGCAGCGACAGAAGAAGAUGAGUGGUUAUAUGGAACAGGCGAGAAGCGCCAGCGCGGAGGGCGCAAAAAGAAGAAGAAGAGGCAACAGCAGGCUGAGAUCGAAACUAAUUGGGACGACAUUUACGAUCCUACGCGACCAACAAAUGUGGAAGAGUACUUGCACAGCGACGAAAAGGUGAUGGAAGUCAGAGAAUGGAAAGCUCUACUUUACAGACAUCGGAGGAAGCGCGACGAGAGCGACCUUUCAGAUGAUGAAGAGGAUGCGAGACAUGUUACAUCUACUCAAUUCGCACCGCCUGCAUCCUACGCCGCUGUUCCUCCUCCCCCGCGAUCUCCCCCAGCACCUCCGCCAGACGAUGCGACAGGAGAUGACGCCUUUGCGCGCCGGUCAGCCAUGUCUCAAGGACAAGCUUCUCAACCUCCUCCUCCACCAUCACCUCCUCCGGCCUCUAACUCGGCUACCAUAUCGCGCGCUCCCGUACGAUACACGCAGUCUGAAGCGCCCAAGGACGAAGGUGAAGACGAUGCAUACUCUCCACCUCCAGCUCUCGGCGGUGGUUCCGCGGUUGAUGAUCUCGAGCGCGACUCUCUACCCCGAUCAAGCCGACCAGGACAAGCGGGCUUUGCUCAUCGCCUCAUGAGCAAGUAUGGUUGGACAAAAGGCACCGGCCUUGGCGCUGAUGAAUCGGGUAUCGUCAAUCCUCUCCGCGUUCAAGUCGAGAAGCGACGAAAGAAAGCCGACGCCGAUGGUGGUGGUUGGGCGGAACCUGGUGGCAAGGGCAAGAUCAUUGGCGGCAAGCGCAAGGUAGAGGACACAGGCAAAUUUGGUCUCAUGAGUGACGUGAUUGUGUUGCACAACAUGCUCGAGAAUAUGGCCAAUCUCGAGGAAGAGAUUGCUGAAGGCCUAGGACAAGAGAUUGGAGAAGAGUGUGGAGAAAAGUACGGACGUGUUGAGAGGCUAUAUAUCGAUCAGGGCAGCAGGAAGGUGUUUAUCAAGUUUACGAACCAAGUUUCUGCGCUCAGGGCUGUGAACGAAUUGGAUGGGCGCGUAUUUAACGGCAAUGCCAUUGUCCCCAAAUUCUUUAGCACCGAAAAGUUCGAGAAGGGGCUAUACGAUUAG